Messenger RNA from Condylostylus longicornis, 576 nucleotides. RefSeq lists its product as uncharacterized. Bases 1 to 576 code for a protein of 191 amino acids. NCBI's taxonomy places the organism in Eukaryota, Metazoa, Arthropoda, Insecta, Diptera, Dolichopodidae. The record is from RefSeq and is a predicted model, not a curated record. The transcript has 2 exons.
AUGCAGCACAUCAUAAACAAAUUGGUUGAAAGAACGGAAAUAAUUGGUCUCAAAAUAAACAAGGAAAAAGCCAAGUUAAUGAGAAUUAAUAAUACUAGCCCGGCCCCCAUAUACGUACAGGGUGUGCCGAUAGGGGAGGUAUCGGAGUUUGAAUAUUUAGGCAGUACAAUUACAACAGAUGGAGGAACUGCUAAGGACAUAAAACAUAGGAUCGCUAAGGCUAGGUGCGCAUUUAGCAGGCUAUGGACAACCUUGAAGUCAACUCAAAUAGCACGCGGAACCAAAAUAAGAAUAUUCAACGCAUGUGUUAAAUCAGUGCUGCUUUAUGGAAAAUAUUCUGAUGACAAAACAAGAACCAAUAGAGACACAAAUAAGAAAGAAAAAAUGGAGAUGGAUUGGCCACAUUCUAAGACGCCCAAUAACAUCGAUUGCACGUCAAGCUCUGGUAUGGGAGCCCCAAGGUCGAAGAAAUGUGGGAAGACCAAAAGAGACUUGGAAAAGAAGUGUGCACAAAGAAAUAGAACAAACAGGCAAAACAUGGACACAAAUAAAGAGAUUGACACAGAACAGAGAUAA